AUCAUAUAUUGAAUAUUUAUAUCGUUGAAUAGUGAUUCAUAACAAAAAAUACAAUUAGACUGGUUUAUUUCGAAAUAACACAGACUUCUGAAUGUCAAGGCUUAAACAACUAACGUCGUAACGUGAAUGAAACUUUUAUUUACUUCAUGCACAUUCAUCUGUUCAGUACACAUGGAAGACAUACUUCAAGUGUAUUGUUAAAUUGCCUAAAAACUCUUAGACAGUCAGAGACAUUUAUAUCAACAAUGUCAGAUUUAACAGCACCUAAACAAACCAUAGAUGGAGAAGAUGCAAUUCAAGAACCUGUUCUCUCAAAAAGAGCCCAAAGAAAGCAGAAGAGGCUUUUUGCCAAAGAAAGAAGAAAGGAGAUGAAAAAACUAACAAAAGGAUUAACAAAUAACAAGCAGAAUCCAGGAUUUGACAAAAGCCUGUUUGAUGCUGCAGAGUAUUAUUUUGAAAAUGGUUUGAGAAAAGUGUACCCAUACUAUUUUACAUUUUCAUCAUAUUGUAAACAGCGAUGGAAUGGUAAAACAGUACUAGACAUCUUUACUAAAGACUUCCAUGGAACAGAAACCGAGGAAUAUAUUGAUGCUAUAGAGAGUGGUAGAGUAACAGUAAAUGGUAAACCAGUAUCAAUUGAUUACAAAGUGAAAAAUCAUGAUUUUCUGGAACAUACUCUUCAUAGACAUGAGAACCCUGUUAGUGGAAGUCCAUUAAAGAUUAUCCAUGACGAUAAAGAUGUUGUAGUGAUUAACAAGCCACCUUCCAUUCCAUGCCAUCCCUGUGGUAGAUAUAGAUUUAAUUCUAUAGCCUUUAUACUAGGCAAAGAAUAUGGAUAUCCUAAUCUUAGAAAUAUUUAUAGAUUAGAUCGCCUGACAUCAGGUGUUUUAAUAUUAGCUAAAACACCAGAAAAAACAAGGCAACUUGAAGAUGAAAUAUUUGGUAAACAUGUACAAAAGGAAUAUGUUUGUCGUGUAGUUGGAGAAUUUCCAAAAGAAGAAUUAACUUGUGAUCAACCACUUGACCUUAUCAGCCACAAAAUUUCCAUGAUGAGGGUAAAAUCUCCUGGUAAACCAAGUAAAACUGUUUUUCAGAGAUUAAGUUAUAACGGAAAAUCCAGUGUUGUCAGAUGUUUACCCUAUACUGGAAGGACACAUCAGAUAAGAGUACACCUGCAGUUCUUAGGUUAUCCAAUAGUAAAUGACCCUUUAUAUAAUAGUCCAGCUUUUGGACCCAAUAGAGGAAAAGGUGGUGAAUUCUGGAAAUCUGAUACAGAGAUCACAGAUGAAAUACAGAAUUUACAUAGUGUUGGUUUAUGGUAUGAUGGAGAAAACCCACUCUAUCAUAAAAGAUUGAAGGAAAUAAAAGAAAAUCAAGUUACUCAAGAGAUAAAAGAAAAUAUAGAUGGUACAAUCUGUGAUGUUAAAAGUACAGAUUCAGAAACAAAGACUGAAAUAGAGAGUUCACAAAGUGGGACCAAAAAAGGUUCUAUUUAUAAUGAUACAGAAAUAGAUAGUUUAGAACCUAAGGAAAAGAAAGCUAAAUUUGAUCAUACAGAGACAGGAGAUAAGAUCGGAUAUAUUGCUGAAGUAACACUGACAGAAAAUUCCUCAGGUUCAGAGGUCAAAUCAGAAUCUUGCUUAGACGAGGAUAAAAUUAUAUGUUGCAAUUCUGAAUCACUUGACAAUGAUAGAGAGGAUUCAUGUUCAGUAACUAAGGUUGGCAUGGAAAGGAAAAUUGUUUAUCCAACUUUUGAUGAAACAAAAUGGAUUCCUAAUGAACAUUGUAGUAGCUGUAAGAGAAAUUAUAUAGAUCCUGGACCAAAGGAUCUUGUCAUGUACCUCCAUGCAUUAAGUUAUAAGGGAUCAGACUGGGGAUUUUGUACAGAAUUACCAGAAUGGGCUAAAGAGGACUGGGUAGAUGACACUUCUCAAUAACAUUAAAUAUUUUAAAAUAAACAAAUUUAAAUUG
Molecule: messenger RNA, 1971 nt
Organism: Mytilus trossulus (common blue mussel)
Lineage: Eukaryota; Metazoa; Mollusca; Bivalvia; Mytilida; Mytilidae
Product: pseudouridylate synthase RPUSD2-like
Exons: 11
Coding region: 147-1937 (596 amino acids)
Biological process (GO): enzyme-directed rRNA pseudouridine synthesis
Molecular function (GO): RNA binding; pseudouridine synthase activity
Source: RefSeq, a predicted model, not a curated record